GCACUGUAUCUCAGUGCUGGUUGAUUUCAGGCUGUUCAGCUCCUCCUCCUCUCUUUAUCUCUGAUUCUGAGUGACUGAGAGAGUGAGAGAGAGAGAGUGAGUGAAUGAGGUGAAUGAACAGCAGAGAGCAGCACAGCGCAGCUCAGCCCGCAGAUCCGCCCACUCCUGCUCUACUAUCCUAGGUUACUCCAGUGAGACGCUGCCUGCCGGCUGUGGAGCUCCUCCAGCACAACACUGCUGACAGCACAAAGCGCGGAGAGCAAGGUGAACCCGGCCAGCGGCACAACAAACAGGCGGGGUAGUUUUACACACAGCCCGCCGGAGGGGUUUUAUACUGUAGAAACAGCUUUAAAACAACAGAAAGCAGCAGCUCAGACACUGAUACAGAGCGGGACGCGGUUCUCCACCUUCUCCUGGGCUGAGCAGCUGUGGGUCCUGCAGGUUUAGGCGUGGAAAGAAGAGAAGAGAAGAGAAGAGAAGAGAAGAGUAGUUCAUUGAGCAGGACAGGCUGGGCUGAGACUGUUCUCCUGGACUGAGAGCUGAAGAAAACCAGUUAGAAUAAGGGUCCUGUGCUGUCAGUGGGAUGGUAGAAGGGUGGAGGGGAGUCCAGUGUGAAGGAGCAUGGUGAAGCACCAACCCUUGCAGGUCUACGAGAGACAGCUGUGUUUGUCAUGUCUGACAGGGAUCUACGGCUGCCGCUGGAAACGCUACCAGCGGUCACAUGAUGACACCACAAAGUGGGAGUGUUUGUGGACCGUCAUUCUCUUUGGGACGUUUUCUUUGCUGUUGGUGUGGUUUUACUUCUGGUGGGAAGCUCACAAUGACUACAAUGAAUUUAACUGGUUUUUAUAUAACCGGUCGGGCGAGUGGAGUGAUGGGACGGUUCCAAUACUUGCCACGACAGCUGCAGGUCUUACAUAUAUUGCCUUUUUAGUGAUUCUAGCACUAUGUCACAUAGCGGUUGGACAGCAGCUGAACUUGCACUGGCUCCAUAAGAUUGGAGUGACUGCAGCUCUGCUGACCACAGUAAUUGGAGUGAUAUCAGUCAGUCAGACGUGGGGCGAGGAAUGGGACGUCGUUUCUAUCUCUCUCCAAGCUACAGGGCCGUUCCUGCAUAUAGGUGCGCUGGCUGCACUCACUGCUCUGGCCUGGCUGGUGGCUGGACAGGUGGCUCGAGCUGAGAAGACCAGGUUUCAGAUAAUAGUUCUCCUGAUCUACCUGGCUGUGCUUCUGAGCCUCUACCUGACCCCACUGUCCAUCUCCUCACCCUGCAUCAUGGAGCGAGACAGCCUGAAGGCACGGCCUGUCGUCAUCGGUCACCAAGGAGCUCCUAUGUUGGCUCCUGAGAACACGCUGCUCUCGUUCCGGAGGGCGCUGCAGAUGAAUGUGAGUGGACUGCAGGCUGAAGUGGCCAUCAGCCUAGAUGGAGUGCCCUUCCUGAUGAGGGACCGCACCCUGCGCAGAACCACGGACGUGAGCAGAGUCUUUCCAGAGAGACAGUACGAGGACGCCUCGUUCUUCAACUGGACUGACCUGCGCUCGCUCAAUGCUGGCCUCUGGUUUCUGAAGGAUGACCCGUACUGGGUGGUGCAGUACAUGUCGGAGCGGGAGCGCUGGAUGGUGGGGAAUCAGACUGUGUGCAGUUUGGAGCAGAUGCUCCAGCUAGCAGCUCGCACCAACCUCUCAGCCCUCUUCACCCUCCGCAGACCUCCACCUGACCACCCUCACCACCUGGACUGGGUCAACCUCACACUGGCCACCGUGCUGCACUCUGGCAUUGCUCAGAACCUGGUGCGGUGGAGUGAGGACUGGGACAGGGAGCAGGUGAGGCUGGAGGCUCCAGGCUUCCAGCAAAUCUCCACAAAGAAGCAGCCGCUGGAGACUCUCCAUAAGAAGGGCAUCAGCAAGCUCCUGCUGCGCUACAACCAAGCCACAGCUCGAGAUGUGCGGACGUAUGCAGCGGGGAACGUCAGCAUGACUCUGUACACUGUGAACGAGCCGUGGCUGUACUCUCUGUUGUGGUGCAGUGGGGUGCAGUCGGUCUCCUCUGAGGCUCCGCAGCUCCUCAAGAAAGUGCUGUCCCCCCUCUGGCUAAUGAGCCCAGAUGAGUACUGCCUGAUUUGGGUGGCCACUGAUCUCAUCUCCUUCGCUUUAGUGCUGGGAAUUUUCAUAUUCCAGAACUAUCACAUGAUCAGGUGGAGGAUGAGUGGUAUGCGUAGCUACAACCCAGAGCAGAUCAUGCUAAGCGCUGCUGUCAGGAGGUCCAGCCGAGACGUCAACAUCAUGAAGGAGAAGCUCAUCUUCUCUGCUCAUAAAUGGCUGUCGUCUUGAUAGCCAUGCUAGCACUGGCUUUAAAAUGAGGUGAGCAAUGGGAUCAAUGAGGACAAUGGGUUUGACUACUACAACAAUCAAGACAUUCACUGACUCCAUGGACUUUCCCGACUGUCUGGGUGAAAAGACGAUACAGCUUGGAUAAAAUGUGACUUGUUUACUUUAUGGUAUUUCUUGGGCGAUUCUACUGUAUGGCUGGAGAAACAAUGGUGUAUGUAUAUUCUGUAUAGAUUUAUUCUUUUAAUGUUCAUUUUUAUCUUAUUUUAUUGCUUGUAAUGAAGUAGCUACGUAGGUAAAUGAGGUGGAAGCCUUGUGCGUUUUACCAAAUCUGUGGCCUCUGCCCCCUCCGGUGCUCAGGGGGGCCGGAACGUCCAUCGUCUGCUUCUGACUGCAAGCAUGCCUGUAACAAAAGUGGAGCAUCUUAAUGAACUUACCCUUACAUUUAGAGGUAACGUCCUAUAACCAGGAAUCUGAUAGAGAAAAAGUGUGUAAACUGUGUUUUUAGGGUUUUACUCGGGCAUGAUGUGAACAGUACUGCCUUCUGUUAGAGCUGAAGCAACUAACAAAAACUUCAAGUGUGUUUACAGAGUGCCUGCCUUUCUCCUUCGUGUGAACUGUAAACUAUUUACACCACGUGACUAUUCAAUUUAGACAUUUUCAUAUGUGCUCGGCUUGUCUUUUUCCCCGUUUUAAACAAUACGCUAACUUUUUAUAAUGUAACAUUUUAUGCCUUUUAAAAAUGAAUAAAUAAACGCAUUCAAACUGCAGAUCUGAACUUAAGAAGCAGGUGAUUAAAGCAGCAUGCAGAACACAGUGUUCUCUAUUGUGUGGGUUCUCUGUAAAUGAAUAAAUGGUUGGUAUGAAAAGAGUACAGUACAGUACAGUAGUUCUACACUGACGUGGAGUUUGAGCGCUCUGUGCAAAGCUACUUAAACAGCUGGCCUAGCAUCAAAACUGAUAAAACACACUGUACAGUGAUUGUGGAAUAAUGUCAUGUGAUCAUUGCUAUUCAUUACCUAUCAGCACUCUGAACUAAACUAAACUAAACGUGUCCUAUGGUCCUGAUUAUUACGACAGCAGUCGUAACUCUAGGAACAAAGUCAACUGUAGAUUUUAUGAACAGUAAAAAGCUUUCAACAGCAUUAUCACAUGAGAGUUUGAACAAAUCAUACUACUUCAUGUUUUUAUUUUGUAUUUGUCAGAUGUCAUUCAAUAAAAAUAAAAAUCUGUUCAACUGUU
Messenger RNA from Astyanax mexicanus (Mexican tetra), 3570 nucleotides. RefSeq names its product glycerophosphodiester phosphodiesterase domain containing 5b (gene gdpd5b). Gene Ontology annotation, biological process: lipid metabolic process; positive regulation of neuron differentiation. Gene Ontology annotation, molecular function: glycerophosphodiester phosphodiesterase activity. NCBI's taxonomy places the organism in Eukaryota, Metazoa, Chordata, Actinopteri, Characiformes, Acestrorhamphidae. The coding region runs from base 622 to 2331 and encodes 569 amino acids. The transcript is spliced from 18 exons. The record is from RefSeq and is a predicted model, not a curated record. Gene Ontology annotation, cellular component: plasma membrane.